Molecule: messenger RNA, 1566 nt
Organism: Pieris napi
Lineage: Eukaryota; Metazoa; Arthropoda; Insecta; Lepidoptera; Pieridae
Gene: Gmppa
Product: mannose-1-phosphate guanyltransferase alpha-A
Exons: 9
Coding region: 129-1364 (411 amino acids)
Biological process (GO): biosynthetic process
Cellular component (GO): cytoplasm
Source: RefSeq, a predicted model, not a curated record
GUGUUUAUAAGUUUUUAGUUUACACGUCAUUUUUAAGAUUUAUAUUUUGUACUUAAUAGAUUUCAUCUUAAUAAAGUGUAGUAGUAAACAUUGAAUAUCAAUUUAAUAAAGUGCAGUUGUCAAUAAAAAUGCUGAAGGCGGUAAUACUUAUUGGCGGACCACAAAAAGGAACUCGCUUUCGGCCACUGUCACUGGACACCCCCAAGCCCCUAUUUCCAGUAGCGGGUUUACCAUUGAUUCAACAUCAUAUUGCAGCAUGUGCUAAGCUAGAGGAAUGUAAGGAAAUAUUGAUAAUUGGGUCCUACCCGACUACUGUUAUGACCCAAUUUGUUAGUGAUAUGCAGAAAGAGUAUCGCUUGAUUAUAAGAUACCUUUAUGAAUUCAUGCCACUGGGCACAGGAGGUGGUUUGUACCAUUUUAGGGACCAAGUAAGGGCUGGAAAUCCCACUGGCUUUUUCCUAUUAAAUGGUGAUGUGUGUGCAGAUUUUCCUUUGAAAAAGUUGUGGAAGUUCCAUGACGCAAAGCCUGAUGGUUUGGUCACAAUAAUGGGCACAGAAGCCACUCGGCAACAGUCUGUAUAUUAUGGAUGUAUGGUCAGAGAAACAAACACAAAUGCUGUAACACAUUAUGUCGAGAAGCCUAACAGUUAUGUUUCAACAUUAAUAAAUUGUGGAGUGUAUGUGUGUUCAUUACAAGUUUUCCAAGUAAUGGCUGAAGCAUUUCAGAGGAAACAGGAUAGAUUUUAUAGUGCCAAUGGCCAUGGAGGUCCUGAAUACAUGUCCUGGGAACAAGACGUGCUGUCUCAACUUGCAGGCACUCACAAAUUGUACGCACUACAGGUUACAAAUUGGUGGUCUCAAGUGAAGACGGCUGGUUCAGCGAUAUACGCAAACAGGCACUAUCUAGAAUUACAUCAAAAUAAGUUAAUCGAUGCGCCGUGUAAGAUACUGCCUGAUGUGUUCAUACACCCCACUGCCAUUGUUCAUAAUACUGCUGUAAUAGGACCCAAUGUAUCUAUCGGCGCAGGAGUGACGAUAAAAGCCGGUGUGAGGAUCAAAGAGUCAAUAGUACUUAAUAACGCGACUGUACACGAACAUUCGCUUGUUAUGUAUUCUGUCGUGGGUCAAGAUUCGUCUGUUGGGGAAUGGUCAAGGGUCGAAGGGACCCCAUCGGAUCCCGAUCCGAAUAAACCCUUCGCGAAAAUGGAUAACACACCCCUUUUCAAUAAUGAUGGACGUCUUAAUCCUUCCGUCACUAUACUAGGUGCAGGAGUAACAGUUCCAGCAGAGAGGAUUCUCUUGAACUCAAUAGUUUUACCACACAAACAGCUCACUCGCAGUUAUAAGAACGAAAUAAUAUUAUAGUCCAGUUUUUUAAUUUUAUACAGAUUUUGUAAAGGAAUUGAUAAUAUUUAGCUGAAUUAAUGUAAUUUCACACUUUACGCGAAACGAUUUAGGGAGCGAUCAAGUAUUACGUCACGCAAUUUUCGGAGAUUAUUGACCCUCCCCCCCCAUGUAACGCACCGUAACGUUUUUCUGUACCCAAUAGUAAAACGUUUCGUGACCA